Drosophila arizonae is the source of this 1679-nucleotide messenger RNA. It is a transcript of the gene mldr, whose product is annotated as mitochondrial ribonuclease P catalytic subunit. The record is from RefSeq and is a predicted model, not a curated record. Gene Ontology annotation, cellular component: mitochondrion; mitochondrial ribonuclease P complex. Gene Ontology annotation, molecular function: ribonuclease P activity; protein binding. Gene Ontology annotation, biological process: mitochondrial tRNA 5'-end processing; tRNA 5'-leader removal. Lineage: Eukaryota; Metazoa; Arthropoda; Insecta; Diptera; Drosophilidae.
UCUCGAUUGCCGUACCGGCAACAGGUGCAAACUGAUAACAAACUGAAUUAUGUACAAUUUACGUUUGUUGCGUCAAUUGCGCUAUAGUCUAGUCCUACAGAACUCUGGAACAGCAUUAACCCAUUUACCGCCAUGUCGCCUCUUAGCCGGCCAACACAAGCGGAGGCCGCAGCUCGGCGCGAUACCAUCGGAUCAGCUGGACCGCCUGAAGAGCGAAUAUUUCGAACGGCAAUGCGCGCUGAGCAAUGAGGACUGGCAGCACGUGCGGAGCACACUAACUGAGAGCUACAGGCACGUGAAUGGCACCAACGUCGAUGCCAUCAUACUGGGCCUCUGCAGCAGAGCCGAGCAGCUGCCGGUGGCCAAGAGCUACGUCAAGCAUUUGCAGACGCAGGGCAUCAAGCCCAAUGCGGCGACAAUGGGGCGACUGCUGCGAGUCUACAAUGCCGCCUACCACACACGCGAGCUCAGCGAGGCGGAGCAGUCGGAAAUUGUGGAAAUCUGUGAUACGCUGCAAAGCGCCCACGAUGUCUUGGAUGCCAGCAGCUGUGAAAACUUAAUCCUUGGCCUAGUGGCCACCACACAGCACUGGAAUCGCGCUCUGCCCCUGCUGGACAUGAUGCGCCUGACCAGUACGCCAAGUGUGUCCGCCUACAGUGCACUGAUAGCCAAGGCCUUUAGCGCGGAUCAGCUAGAGCUGGGCUGGCGUCUGCUCGAGGAAAUGAUCGAAGCGCGCAAAUUGCCCAAAUGUGAGGUCUUUCUGUCGCUAUUGGCGCAGAGUGCCAAGGAUGAGCGCACACUGGGUGCCCAGCUGGAGCGGCUAUUCUGCUUCCUCGAGCUGCACGACAUCUUGAUCAGCGAGCUGGUGGUGCAGCAGCUCUUGGCACUGGCCCAGCGGUUGCCGCAGCGGCUGCAGGUGACCACAACGCGGCUGGAACUGUUUGGCAAGUGCUCAACCUGCCAGCAGAAUCUGCAGCAUGUGGCCAUUAGCGAUGCCCAGUUCGCGGAGCUCCGUGAAUCGUUUCUACAGAAGGUGCUGAUCCGCAACGAUGUGUUCCAGAAGACGACGCCGCAGGAGCUGCAGCGCUUCAAGCAGUAUGUGGAGAAGACGGCGCCCUAUGACUGUGUCAUCGAUGGCCUCAACGUCGCCUACUCCACCGGCACCAAGAAGCCGCCCGCACAACUGGCCAAGCUGCUGGCCACCGUAGUGCGCUACUUCAAGGAGCGGCGAAAGCGCGUCCUGGUGCUGGGUCGGCAGCACAUGCGCAACUGGUCCAAGCCCGCCAUGCAGUAUAUACAGAGCAAUGCGAGCGUCUUCCUCACCAACAAUCUCACCCACGAUGAUCCAUUCCUGUUGUACGCCACACUGCGCAGCGGCCAGGACACGGAUUUCUUCUCGCGCGACUUGAUGCGCGCCCACGCCCAUCUGCUGGGCACCGAGCUGAAGGCCAUCUUCCGGCGCUGGCAGCAGGAACACCAAUACUCGCUGGUCACCCAGACACAGACGGGCCAGAUUAUUGUCAAGGAGCCCAUUCGCUACCGGCUGAGCGCCCACAAGGUGGGCAACGUCUGGCAUGUGCCGUACUGCGAAGCAUACACCGCCAAUCCCCCAGAGAGCUUCGAGGUGCCAGAUAAGUGGCUGUGCAUCACCAUUGCCCCAUGAUGCUGGUGCUCGUUAC